Pseudogymnoascus verrucosus is the source of this 540-nucleotide messenger RNA. RefSeq lists its product as uncharacterized. The transcript has a single exon. Lineage: Eukaryota; Fungi; Ascomycota; Leotiomycetes; Thelebolales; Thelebolaceae. The record is from RefSeq and is a predicted model, not a curated record. Bases 66 to 386 code for a protein of 106 amino acids.
CAAGGGGAUGAUGGUGGGGGGAGGGAGUUGUACAUAAUAGGGGAAAAGACUGUUUGUAUGAGAGAAUGAAGAAUGACAUUGACUGGGCGGAUUUGAGCGCACUUUUGACGCUCUGGCUCAGGCCUCGCUGGCUGCUGGCUGGUGGAUUACUGGAAGUGGGCAUGGCGGGAUGGAUGUCUACCGUACCAGAUGGGACUCGAGGCCAUGAGGAUGAGAGACUCGAGUCACCAUUCUACUUGGCUGGCGUGUAUAACAUUUUGACGGAUGAGAUGGGAGGGCCUUCAUGGAUGAUGCGCUGGUUUUUGGGGGGGUGUGUUAGCGCGAGGCCUGUCUUCUUUCUCUCUCUCACUUUCUCGGGGGGUGCUUGGUUGACGACGUGGGUGUAGCUAUGGCUGCGUUUUGUCGUUAGGGAUGGGGUGAGGUCAUAGCCUGUGUAGUGCUGGGUGGUUUUGCUCGGCGCUCAUUCUCUGUAGAUAUGUUUAUACGAGAAUGCUGAUGAAGAGAAUGUGAAGUAAUUGGAAGGCUAAUAAUAUUUGGAAC